UCGCCUGUCCCAGUAUUUCUCGGGAAAAUUGUAAAAAUUAUCACUGAGACUGUUGUUUUCUUGGAAUAACGUGAAAAAUAAUUGAACUGCCGCGUGAUAAGCUGUUGAACGUGGUUGUACGUCGUAGCUGUACUCCGCGAGUAGGCAAGCAGCGAGGCGUGAAUAAAAUUACCAUUUUAAAAGUGUUUUACGCUGUUUUUGAGCAAAAUGAGUGCUAUAGCGCAACAGGAGUCGGUCGUGAAGGAGAGUUUGUUUCAAUUCAUCACUAAACACAUCCCUUCUGCGGACCUAAACGUAAUAGACGACAUAGUUCUGUCGUAUGUGAUCUCCAUCCUCGAGGAGGCUUCCCAGGACCCCUGCUUCGAUGUUGAAGGCUUCAUCGAGAUGAUGUCAGCUUACGUGCCAGAGUUUUCUAACAUCGACCCUGGACUGGUGUGCUCGUGGGCACUCCAAUUGGAAGCUGAGCUGUCCAGGGGCGGAGAAAGUGACUCGCUGUCUAACCACGACGACUCCGCGGGAAGUGAUAAAGUGAGCCUCACACUACAAAGUCUGAGUGAAAUGUUACCUUCUGUCACCAAAAAUAAUCGUUCUCAUUCGAACUCGGAGAGCUCUGAAGGUGGAGAGAGCGUUCGUCGGGCGCUGCUUGAAGGAGAUGAGUACGCCAGCCAGUGUCGGGCGCUAUCAGAGAUGUUCCCCAACACUCCCGUCAUGGAGAUCAAGCACUGCGUGUCCAUCGCGCAGGGCGACGUGGAGCGCGCGGCGGGCACGCUGCUGCACCGACGCGAGCACGGCCAGGCGCUGGCGCCCGCCGCGCUGACCGCCGCCGCGCGCACGCCCACCUGCGACGACUCCGAGCUCAAGUCCAGAAUCAUCGCCAGGUAUUCGUACGUGGACAAGAAUUCUGACACCAAGGAACACCGACCUCUAGCGCCCAAGAUUGAGCCAAAAAAGCUGGUUCGGUACAGAGACAACAAGAUUGUCUCCCUUAAAGGCGAGCGCUACACUGAGGUCCCGAAAUCCGGCAUCGAUGAGGAACAUUUGAAGAAACCGAAAAAGCAGCAUUGCCCUUAACCAUUAAAUUCACAUCAGUACGGCGAACAAGCGAACUCCGCGCUCCCCGCACUAACCUUGUCCUCCCUAGACGUCGUAUUCCCCGCACGCCCCUCUAGCGUAAUUUAUACUUGUAUAAGCGUAAUUUUAACUUGCAUCACUGUAAUCGUGACUUGCAUAAGCGUAGUACUGACUUGCGCAAGCGGAAUACUGACUUGCGCAAGCGGAAAAUUGACUUGCGUGAGCAAAAUUUUAUAUUGCAUGUUCAAAAUGACUUGCAAAUAUUUAACUUACAUGUUGUUGACUUGCGCGUGCUCAGUACUGACUCGCACGCGCACAAUUGUGAUUAGUAACGGUGUAAUAUUUAUUGUUACACGUAUAAUUUGGAAUGUUACAUGUGUAAUUUUUACUUGCAAACCUGUAAUAUUGUAUUACAAGGAUUCUAAAUUAAGUGAAAUCGUUAAGGCGACUUCAAAGAAGUAUUUGAAUUGUGAAAACUUAUUAUUAUUAUCUAGGAACCUAUGCGCAAAUAUAAAAUUAAAUUCGCAGCAUUUUGGAUGCGUGAACGUAAAAAAUGAAUUCGAAAAUAUAAAUCCUAUAAUGAAUUCACUUACCGCGCGUCGCGCGUCUACUUGCAAGCAUGUAAUUGUGACUUGCAAAACCGUAAUUUCGACUUGCAUAAAUGUAAUUUCGACUUGUAUGUUAGUAAUUGUAAUUUACAAUUGUAUUAGUGUAAUUUAUUCCGAUUUUAGAAUGGGGCGUGCGUUUGUGUCUCGUGAUUUUAGAUUUAGAAUAUUAAAGGCGCGUGACUCGAACGUUUUAAACGCGGCGUUUAUGAAACCGCUUCUUUUCUGUACUGAUUUGUUGAAUUUUCAUUUGCCACGAAUAGUUUUUAAGUGUAAUUUAAUUUGCUUAUUUAUCCUUAGUUGUGUAAUCCUUAGGCAGCUGUGCAGUAUUAUGUUUAUCACGACUGGUAUAUUAAGAUGUGUUCAGAAGCAUGGAGGCGUCACGUGGCGUCUAAAAGACGCCGUGCGUGUAACCGCCGCGUUUUUCUCUUUAGUGGUAAGUGUGUAUCGACCUGUGAUUUUUUACUGUUAUUUUAUUAUUGACAAAGUGAUUCCUAUAGAUUUACUGUUUUUACACAAAUCUGUGAUUUUGAU
Molecule: messenger RNA, 2210 nt
Organism: Pectinophora gossypiella (pink bollworm)
Lineage: Eukaryota; Metazoa; Arthropoda; Insecta; Lepidoptera; Gelechiidae
Product: CUE domain-containing protein 2
Exons: 7
Coding region: 208-1071 (287 amino acids)
Source: RefSeq, a predicted model, not a curated record